Messenger RNA from Penicillium angulare, 1365 nucleotides. RefSeq lists its product as uncharacterized. Lineage: Eukaryota; Fungi; Ascomycota; Eurotiomycetes; Eurotiales; Aspergillaceae. The transcript has a single exon. Bases 1 to 1365 code for a protein of 454 amino acids. The record is from RefSeq and is a predicted model, not a curated record.
AUGUCUUGGACUCAAGUCUCAGAACGCAGAUAUGAGCGCCCAAUCAGUAAAUAUGAAAUGUUCUUCCUUCUUCCAGAAGACGUUUCAGGCGCACUCUUCAAUGGCCGUCGUACAUACACCAUCUUUAGCCGCCUUAAGGUUGACCUUGAUCUGGGGGUCCCACCCCUCGAAAUAGAGAAUGCCCUACGACACGCCUGGAAGCAAGUACGCUAUGAGCAGCCGUCGCUUGCAAUGAUCAGAGAAGAGUCAAAGAAGGUCUAUGAAGUCCCUGACAAAGCCGCUUUACAGGCAUGGCUUGAUAGAACAUUCAUCGUAUCGGAUGAUACCGACAGCGAAUUGCCAGCUCGUGAAGCAAGGCCGAUCGAGCAAGCCACCUUUUACUACUUCCCAAAGGUAUCAGAGAUUGUCUUCCGUGCUCCUCAUUCCGUUAUAGAUGGUAUGGGAACAAUCUUAUUUUGGGAUACCUACCUGACUGCCCUGACCAUUCCCAACCCGAAUAUUGCCUUCGGAGAGGAGGGUAUCCGUCUGUUCCCUAUAAUAGACGAAAUCCUGGGAAUUCCCGAAACACCAUCACCGGAAAGUGUAGAAAGAGCCGCACAGGGAUUAAAUGACUUCGCGAAGGUAGUGCCAGGCAUUGGCCCCAUAAGCCGAACGAACAAAGUACCUCCUACGCUUACGCAAAAGCGCGAAUUGGUCCUUUCCGAAGAAAUAACCAAAGCAAUUAUCCAGGGCUGCAAACGAAACGGGUACACGGUUACCGCAGCUGUGCAUACUGCUAUCAUUUUGACGAUGGCGAAAUAUGCCGAUCCAACACAAACAACCAAAGACUCGAAAUACGUUACAAUCACAGCACAAAACUUUCGACCCAAGCUCCCUGCGCCAUACAAUUCCAGUAAAUGCGCAAUCUCACUGUACCUUUAUGGUUGGCCACUCAUCGUCGACGAACCAGUCACUUCCACCUUCCAGGAGAUUGUGCAAAUCGUUAGCAAACAUUAUAAGACGGUAUUCAAUGAGAAUCCUGCAAAUGUUAUAGCAGGUGGUCCAUUCUUUGACGCGAUAUUGGCUCUUGUGCAAGAUCCGGCAUUUUCUGCUGCGCCUCAUCCCCGUGAUCCUUUAGUAAAUGGUCUUGGUGUUCUUGAGAAUCAUCUGCAUCAAGAAUAUGAUUCUGCAGAUCGGCAUGUCGCUGUCAACGAUUUCAAAUUUAGCUGUGAUGGCACGAUGGGAUAUAGUGGGAUCCAUUUCUAUACAUUCCAUGACAAGUUGAGAGUGGUGUAUGGUUUCAAUGAGGCAUUUGAGGAUGAGUCUGAUAUCCAGAUACACUUGGAGAAUAUACAGAAGGUUCUAUUGGAGGAAGUUGUCGCAUGA